Messenger RNA from Lachancea meyersii CBS 8951, 3123 nucleotides. The record is from the annotation of a GenBank genome assembly. NCBI's taxonomy places the organism in Eukaryota, Fungi, Ascomycota, Saccharomycetes, Saccharomycetales, Saccharomycetaceae.
AUGACGAGUGUUCAAUCAGAUGCAUUCCAGAGGGUUCGACCUCAUUGUAUUGAGUUAUCAAGGGAGGCGUUCCUUCCAAAAACGACGUUUGAUCCAAGUUCUGCAACGCUGCUCAAGGCUCUUCGAUCAGUUGAGCAUGAACUUGAAAAGCUGGAAGAAAUCGAGAAGUUGGCGCCAGCAUUUGCUGACUACGUCUUCAUCCCAAUAGCUCAUUUGCUACAGCAAGGCGGUCUAGGAACAAGCCAAACAGAAGCGGUUUUACUUAUAAUUGGACAUUUAUUGUCGUUGUCGUGGUCAUCGGUUGGAUCAUUUCCGCAAGCUUUGGCUCAGCAGCUUUUCCCGCUUCUUACGUACUUGAUCAGUAGCGAUAGGGACAACAAAGAUCUGUUGAAGAAGCCUGUACAAUUUCAAUACUCUGGGUGUGUGGUUCUCAAGAAGUUCUUCAAGGCGUUGGCGAUACAGAAAUUAUACCACGUUUACACUUAUUUCUCCGAUCCCAAGUCUCUUCCUUCAUUGGGGCACUCUGUGACGAUCCUACUGGAUAUCUUGCAAGGAAAUGACCAUGAAUCUGAUUUACAACUAAUGGCCAUCGAGGCUCUUCACACGCUCUACGUGAAGUUGCUGCAAGAUGGCGAGACCAUUUCAUUUAUCCUACCUGGAAACGUCUCGACAUUUUCUAAGCUUCUUUUAAAACCAGGGUUGACUGUUAACGCAGAUGUAGUCUGUUCUACGAUGGGGCUGUUUGGAUCGUUAUUGUCAUUAGUAUACUGCGACCACGAUUUACACAUAAGCAAGCUUCCGGCUCCUGAUCUUCAGCACCGACUGACGGAAAGGCAAGACAGCCAAGUAGUGGCAGCUGUUCAAAUAGACGAAAGCGCAUUCAAAAAUAAGCAUCCUCAUAGGACGAACAAAUGGCUUAAAGCGACAACAAGUCAAGUGAAAACCGCCUUAGAGGCAAUAUUACCAAAACUCUUGAAGAGAGAAAAUUCUAGGAUUAAUAACGCAAUAAAGGACUUUCUGGAGACGGUUGUGGACAAAUGUCAUGAUUCUCUGAGCAACUGUCUCGAGUUAUUCACUGUGACUUCCCUAGACACCCAAUUACCAGCACCAAGACUGUUAGAAUCUUGUGGCAGUUCUGGUAUGAUUAAACUCACGCUAGAAAAUCAAAUUUCAAACUUUCCUACAGCUCUCCAAUUCGAGAGCGUCAAGGUUUUGCAAAGAUUCAGCUUUGCCCUGUCAGUGCUGGCGCAAAAUAGUGAGCGCGACUUUGAACUAAUAGACAGGGCGGUCUUUGAACUACAGCGAUCUUUCAGCGACUUUCUCGAACAAAAAAAUCUUCGGUUCAAUGAUUAUAAAGUGAUAGAGCAAAGCUCUCUGGUAAUUAUUGGGCAAGAUCUUUUUGAGCACACAGACCAGCUUCACCAGGUCUUCCCUAGGGUGUCAAAAAGUUUUGAGGAGGCCCUUUCAAACUUGCUCCAUAAUGUUGGUACAUACUGUGGCAUAGCGCACACCGACGACAUGGUGAUGACACUUUUAACCAAGAACUACACAGACUCCACUCAUGGAAAAGCAGUGGCCAUCUGGAUCUCAAGUCUUUUAAUCAAGGGCUCUAUGAAGAAAACAGAAAAGAAUGACGACAUUGUAGAUCAAUUUCUUGCAUUCGACGUAAACCAGUCUGAAGUACCGGCGGCUUGCUUUAUGGUGCUAGAGAGUUGUUUGGGUAUAUUGAAUGAAGUCUCACAGAACGGAAGGACGAUAACAAGGAGUGAGGAAAUCGACGCGAUCGUGGGCCUUCAUUCUAUUAAGCUUAUGAAUGAGUCAAUGGAAUCGGAGUUUGAGGGUGAGCUUAUUGAUGUCCUCUUUCCUGUGAUGGAUUGUUUGGCUUCGUCGUCUCCUUCAAUAAGAAGUUUUGCUCAAGUCACCACCAUGGAGAUUGCACGAUCCCAUUACGGGGGAUCUGUUCGCGACUUGAUUUGGGAAAACAUGGAUUACUUAGUAGACUCAUUGUCCAUUAGAUUGAGUAACUGCAUGACCCAAAGAGUCGCGACAUUGUUAAUGGUAAUCUGCCGCAUUGGAGGCUACGAUACUAUCAGAAGUUUCAAAGAUGUUCUAGAGACAAUUUUCCGACUCCUGGACUACUACCACGGUUACGAAGACUUGUGCGUGGAGUUCUUUCAGCUUUUUGACAUUGUCGUUACCGAGAUGAACAAAAAGUAUCUAGGCAAUCGUGACAGCGUCUUAAAGCUGACAGACAAACAAGAACUUAAAGGCAGCUUCGGACCCUGGGAAAUGCAAAACAUUCACCAGGUUACAGAUGUUCUUGAGAGAAUGAAAAGUUACCGUAUAGCAGGCAACCCAGACGCAAGGGAAGCUGAUGAUCCGGAACCCGGCAAUUUUCAAGAGUUUUUCAACUCCAAACUGCGAGAAGUGGAUAGUGAUGACGAGGAAGAAGACAAUGACAUUGAAAAGGACUUGCAUGGUGCUCACAGUGACGGCAACCCUGAAGAUGCGUCGAAAAAAUGGACUUCGCCCAUUCCGCGCGAUUCUUACAGAUUACUAUUGCAAAUUACAGCUUAUGGAGACAGACUACUUACUCACUCUUCUCGUCCGCUCAAAGUACAGAUUUUGCAAUUGGCCCGUAAAAUAUUUCCUAUGCUUGCGACGGAGUAUGACAUGCUUCUGCCGCAGGUUGCCAAAUCGUGGGAUAUGGUGGUGCAAAUAUCCUUAGGCGCCGACUAUUCAUUGGUGAAACCGGCGCUUGAAUGCCUGAGAUCAAUAAUCAACUGCUCGGGCGAUUUUGUUACCAAAAGGUUUAUCGAUAUGUGGGGUCUAAUUACGAGAGACUCAGCUCUUCUGCAAAACGUCGGACGCAGACGGGCGAAUUUGCAAGUUUCUGGCAAAGGCAAAACGCUCGUCAAAGCGCAAAACUUUCCCUCAAUUACGACAGAAGCUUUGAAGGCUCUUGGUUGGAUGAUACUGGAAGGAAUCAGCAAAACAGAGCUAUUGGUAACUGAUGCACAACUUCAAGAAAUGGUCCGCUUUUGUUUGUUAGCUUUACCGGCUGACACGAUAGCCUCUCGAUCCCUCAUUCUUGGAGAUAUGGUUUCAUCUCUGCAAAUAUAA